Messenger RNA from Centropristis striata (black sea bass), 1330 nucleotides. Its product is annotated as C-reactive protein-like. The record is from RefSeq and is a predicted model, not a curated record. The coding region runs from base 57 to 728 and encodes 223 amino acids. NCBI's taxonomy places the organism in Eukaryota, Metazoa, Chordata, Actinopteri, Perciformes, Serranidae. The transcript is spliced from 5 exons.
CAAAACUCACAAUCCUAUUCACACCACGCACACACAAUCCCAACUCCGAUUUCAAGAUGAAGUUUUUCCUGCUGUUGGCGAUGUUAUCAGGAUGUGCUGCACAUCCUCGAGAUCUGUCCGGUAAAAUGUUCACCUUCCCACAACAAACCUCCACAGCUCGUGUGCAAAUGACCUCAACACGGGAUUUCAGUGCUGUAACCGUCUGUCACAGGUCCUUUACAGACAUCAAAAGAGACCACGUCCUUUUUUCUAUGGCCACAACGACUAAUGCCAAUUCCCUACUGAUUUUCUGGGACGAAACAAACAAAGAGAUGGAGCCCCAUAUCAAGGAUAAAAAGUCAGAAUAUGGAGGGCUGGACUACAAGCCCAACAUGUGGCACUCCAUCUGUACCACAUGGGACUCUACAACCGGACUGGUGCAGCUGUGGUUUGACAGUCUACCUUUGAUUAGGAAAUAUGUCACCUCUGGAUCAAGCAUCAGAGGAAACACUAUAAUUAUCUUAGGACAGGAGCAGGAUUCCCACGGUGGGGGGUUUAACCUGAAGCAGUGUUUCGUUGGCAUGAUGUCUGAUCUCCACAUGUGGGACUACGCCCUCUCCGGCUGCGAAAUCCAGAAGUACAUGGAUGAUCUAAGCUUCACUCCGGGGAACGUGCUCAACUGGAGUGCGCUGGAUUUCCAGAUUUUUGACAGAGUGCUGAUAGAAGAUAAACAAACGUCCUGCACCUAAACUUUAAAAACCAAGCCAUCCAUAUAAUGAGAUUCAAAAAUGAAAUUUUCUGUGCUUGAUGUCCGAUGUGAAGUAUGAGUUACCAAUGUCAGCACUUUAUGAUUACUGUUUAUUAAUCUGAACUCCAAACUGUUCUUUUUACAUUUUACUCACUGUGUCCUUGUAUUUCACUGCAAUAUAUAAGUUCUGCAGCUCUAUGGAAUCAGCACAAUCAUGGCUAAAAGGGGGAACAAAUCAGAAAUGUCUUUUGCGCAGUAUAACACCUUUAUAAUGACUUAAAUCAUAAAAGAAAAAAAAACGCAAGUUGAAUGUCACUGCUAUUUUUUUUUUUUAAUUGAAUGAAAUUGAAUUUAUAUAUACAACACUUUCCCAAGUGCUCCCGAUUUUCCUGAACAUUGUGAAAAAAAUUAGGUCUCCACAUGCUAUACAUAUUGAGGUAUUUAUAUUAUUUACACCUCUACUUGCAGUCUCUCCUGUCCUCUCCUCUCUGCUCUGUGUAAACAGAAUUUAAUGUUUUUAACAGGAUCUAGUUAUUCCAAACUGUUUAUUUUUGUUUUAAAUGAGACAUAAUGAAUUAAAAUAAAGUGAUUUUGACACAAAUA